This is a messenger RNA of Purpureocillium takamizusanense, 1366 nucleotides long. RefSeq lists its product as uncharacterized. The transcript is spliced from 2 exons. The record is from RefSeq and is a predicted model, not a curated record. Bases 71 to 1093 code for a protein of 340 amino acids. Lineage: Eukaryota; Fungi; Ascomycota; Sordariomycetes; Hypocreales; Ophiocordycipitaceae.
CAGCAGACAACGACUCUUCACGCUGUACCCUCCACCGUUGGCACGACACGAGAAAACUACACCUUCGAUAAUGACCCAGGCUUCUUGGGCCCAAGAGGCAACCGACCGCUUCUUCAGCGGCCGCAAAUCACCAACUCAGAAGCAAUGUGACGAAGUUGCACAAUCCGUCUCCGGCGCAUCGACGGUUAGCCCCGUGGAGAGCCCAGGCUCAAUGAGCUACACCGUCGUCUGCAAAGGCUGCCCUGGGCCACAAGAUCUCGUUGUAUCCUUCAGAGAACCAGGUGCCGCACUCGACGAGGGGAUCGUGAAGUUGGCCAAGGAGAUACAUGGCGACCUUGUGCCGGAGUCGACCUGUCACGGCAAUUUGGAGGGGGCUGAUCCGCCGCUAUUCAUCUACUCCAUGCCCUAUCUGCGAGGCUCCCCCUGCAUUGAAGUUCUGUCCUUUGAGGUAGAAAUGGAUCCCGGCGACGAAGCCAAGCAUAGAGUCUUUGUCAAGCACCUGGCUCGGUACUUUGCACGAUGUUGGUCCAGCUCUCGAUCGGUGCACCGCCGACCCCAGGCCAACCAACAAGAAGAAAUCUGUAAACGGCUCUCUCGACUGGCGGAAGAACCACUGUCGUCUAUUCUGCCGAACGCGACGCUGCCCAAACUCAUUGAGGGUCUUCCCUCCCUCUUCAGCCGAGACUAUCCACAAGUGCUCACGCACGGCGACUUCUCCGUAACGAACAUUCUAGUCGACAGGGACCAAUUCGAAAUAACAGGCAUCGUCGAUUGGUCUCUAGCGGCGUUCAAGCCCUUCGGAAUGGAUUUGGACAUCCUUUUUUUAACUACGGGGUUUAUGACCAGAGACGGCUGGCAUGACUAUGCAUGUAAGGCGCGGCUGCAACACACCUUUUGGCAGGAGUUCUGGGUCGUCUCCGGGAUCGAAGGGGACGAACUUCGGAGCAGAAUACGGGGUCUGGCUGAAGCUGCUGGCCGGAUUGGCGCAAUUCUCCGAUUAGCAUUCCGACGUAACGACGAUGGGUCACCAUCUGAGGAGGUCUUGCGAUCAGAGAGUAGGAUGAAACAGCUGAGGGCAUGGUUCGGCGAAUAAGCGGCGGCAAGACUUGCCUGAGGCAGGACGGGACGGGAUUGGGGAAUGCACGUCACCCCGAACAGUGGGCUGCAAGGUUGAAGUCGCUGGAGACUACGGAGCGCGGUCCGGGCCGCUCGUGUCUGAAUCCUCGCGGUCGGAGUCGUGGGAUCGUGCGGCCCUAACGGCGUCGAUAUCCUUGCGCGGAGGAAGGCUAGUAAACAUGGUGCUGAAACGAUCGUCGUCGAUGCUAGCGACGCUCACGGAGCUGCAGCAGCACCGGAUGACGUAUCC